AUUGGGCAACCCAUCUUUGAAACUGGUCCGGUUUUUGUACUUUUCCAGGUUUGUGUUUCUCUGUCACCCGCAAACACGGGUUGCAAAACAUGUGCACUUCUACUGAAUCUCGAGGAAUCAUAAAUGCUGAGCCUUUGCUUCCCAAGGAGGAAUGCUGCAAUAAUGAAGAAACAAUGGGAGCAAGAAGCGAAGGCAGAUUUGUUAAUGGCUUUCUCCAAUGGCUUCUACUGCUCAGUGGUUCAUUCCGAACGCUGCCACUCACAGAGAUGGGAGAAGAGGUUCAAGCAUUGGGGAAGAUUGCAGGGCCCAUCGUGAUGACAACCUUGCUUAUAUACUCAAGGUCCGUUAUUUCCAUGCUCUUCUUGAGUCGUCUUGGAAGAACAGAGCUGGCUGGUGGGUCACUGGCGAUUGCCUUUGGGAAUAUCACAGGCAACUCAAUACUCAAGGGCCUGUCCACGGGGAUGGAACCAAUCUGUUGCCAAGCCUAUGGAGCCAAGAGAUAUUCAGUUCUCAGCCAAAUGUUUCAGAAAACUCUGUGUCUUCUCUUACUCGUUUCCAUACCGAUCUCAGUACUAUGGCUUUACGUUGACCCCAUCUUUCAAUGGUUAGGUCAGGACCCAGACAUCACAAAAGUUGCAAAGGUUUACUUGAUUUUCUCCAUUCCUGAAUUGCUAGCGCAAGCUCACCUCUACCCACUAAGGGUCUUCUUAAGAACCCAAGGCUUAACCUCCCCACUAACGAUAGCCGCCACUUUUUCAGCCGCCCUUCACCUUCCCAUUAACUACUUUCUCGCCACAUAUAUGAAAUUGGGGGUCAAAGGUAUUGCACUGGCUAUUGCUUUUAACACUGUAAACUUGAACUUGGGCUUGAUAAUAUACCUUCUUGUCUCGGAAAAACCGCUAAAACCAUGGCAUGGGGCCACAUUUAUCUCAGCAUUUCAAGGGUGGGGGCCUUUGCUAAGUUUAGCACUGCCUAGUCUGAUUUCAGUGUGCUUGGAGUGGUGGUGGUAUGAAAUAAUGUUGUUCUUGUGUGGAUUAUUGAGUAAUCCGCAGGCUAGUUUGGCUGCAAUGGGCAUCCUUAUUCAAACGACAGGCUUGUUAUAUGUGGUUCCAAUCUCUUUAAGUGGUGGUUUAACAACCCGAGUUGGCCAUGCUCUGGGCGCUGGUCAACCGUCCCUGGCCCAACGGACAGCCAUUAUUGGACUUAGUGUGGCCUCUGCUUUUGGACUCUCGGCCCUCACUUUCACGACUGUGGUGAGGUCUGUGUGGGGAAAGUUGUUCACAGACGAGUCUCAGAUUCUGGAUUUGGUUUCAGCUGCACUUCCAGUUUUGGGGUUAUGUGAACUCGGAAACUCUCCCCAGACAGCUGCAUGUGGGGUCUUAACAGGCACGGCACGUCCUAAGCUAGGUGCCCGGAUAAACUUGUUUGCAUUUUACGUCAUCGGAUUGCCCGUGGCUAUUCUCAUUACUUUCGUGUACAAUGUUGGCUUUCUAGGUCUAUGGUUUGGGUUGCUAUCAGCACAGUUUUCCUGUCUGUUUAUGAUGGGGUACGCAUUGAUCCGCACAGAUUGGAGGUACCAAACUAAAAGGGCUGAGGAACUGACUCUUGCCGCAGAAGAAAGGCCGCCAGAUCAUAGGGAUGAUUUGGAAAGUGGCCUACUUAUCACUGUUCUCUAAAUUCUAAAAAUAAAUCAAGUCGGUCGAUGGACCCAUUUUUUGGCAAGAGUAUCAAGGAUAAACCAGGA
Messenger RNA from Carya illinoinensis, 1744 nucleotides. RefSeq names its product protein DETOXIFICATION 53-like. The transcript is spliced from 2 exons. NCBI's taxonomy places the organism in Eukaryota, Viridiplantae, Streptophyta, Magnoliopsida, Fagales, Juglandaceae. Gene Ontology annotation, cellular component: membrane. Gene Ontology annotation, biological process: xenobiotic detoxification by transmembrane export across the plasma membrane. The record is from RefSeq and is a predicted model, not a curated record. Gene Ontology annotation, molecular function: antiporter activity; xenobiotic transmembrane transporter activity. Bases 90 to 1676 code for a protein of 528 amino acids.